GUCCAGACUAUCACAGCACAUUACACCGGCCAGCAGCUUUACUGCCGUAAACGAGCCGAUCCUAGACUAUGCGCCUGGCAGCUCUGAAAGGAAAGCAGUCGAAGAAUCUCUGAAGAGGAGAUGGGGAACUCAAGAAGACAUUCCCUGUGUGAUCGGAGGAAAGGAGAUCUUUACUGGAAACACAGAAACAGAAGUAGCGCCUUUUGAUCAUCAGCACGUGCUUUGCAAAGUACAUUAUGCUGACAAGAUGGUGAUUGAGACGGCCAUCAAAACGGCGCUGGAGGCCAGAGAUGAAUGGGAUAGGAGACCGCUGCAGGAGAGGGUUGCUAUUCUUGUGAAGGCUGCAGAUCUGGCUUGUGGUAAAUACAGAGCGGAGCUUGCCGCUAGCUGUAUGAUGGGACAGGCUAAGACCGUCCUCCAAGCCGAGAUCGAUAUCGUCUGCGAGCUGGCCGACUUCUACCGCUUCCACGGCCAGUACGCCCUCGACUGGUUGGAAAACUCUCAGCCCAUCAGCACGUCCGAGUCGACGAACACCAUCCAAUGCCGAGGUCUCGAAGGCUUCGUGGCAGCCAUUGCACCUUUCAACUUCACAGCCAUCGGAGGCAACUUAGCUGGCACUCCUGCAAUGAUGGGUAACGCUGUGGUAUGGAAACCAAGUCCAAACUCUGUCUACUCGUCCUACGUCGUCUUCAACAUCUUAAGAGAAGCAGGAGUUCCGGACGGUGUCAUCAACUUUGUACCAGCCGAUGGACCUGUCUUUGGGGAUACGGUCACCAGCAGUCCAGACUUGGCUUGCGUCGCUUUUACUGGCAGUACUGGAACAUUUAAGAGGUUAUGGCAGCAGGUCGGUGACAAUCUGAACAUCUACAAGACCUUCCCAAAGAUUACUGGAGAAUGUGGUGGCAAAAACUUCCAUCUUGUCCACCCAACGGCCGACCUGGAGUCUGCCGUCGUCGGAACGCUGCGCUCUGCCUACGAGUUCGGAGGUCAGAAAUGCUCUGCUUGCUCCAGAGUCUACGUCCCACAGAGUAUGUGGCCUACAUUCAAGGAAGGGUUGAUCGAGAAGCAGAAACAGAUUAAACUGGGAUCACCACUGGACUUUACCUCAUUCGUCUCCGCUGUAAUUAACGAACCGGCAUUCAACAAAGUGAAAAGCUAUGUGGAUUAUGCCAAAGGCUCACCUAAUGUCACGAUUCUUGCCGGUGGAACUUGUGAUGACAGAGUGGGUUACUACGUGGAGCCGACCCUGGUAGAAGUUUCUGAUCCGGCCGAUCGCAUGAUGAGAGAGGAGAUCUUUGGACCUGUAGUCGCUGCUUAUGUAUAUCCAGACGAAAAGUAUGAAGAUAUCGUGAAAUUCAUCGACUCCACGUCACAUUAUUCCUUGACUGGUGCCCUCUUUGCCGGAGACAGCAAAGUGAUUGAGGACACAUGCUCCACCCUUCGUGAUACCGCUGGUAACUUCUACGUCAAUGAUAAGAGCACCGGGUCGGUCGUGGGUCAGCAGCCAUUUGGAGGUGCAAGGAAUUCAGGUACAAACGACAAGCCAGGUAGCUCCCUCUAUCCUCUCCGCUUUGUGUCGCCGCUUACCGUCAAAACCACCCACGCUCCUCUACGAGGAUGGCGUUACGCUCACAUGAAUGAAUAAAUCAGACAAAUUGGACUUUAAUAGCUCUUUCUGCAUGGAGAGCCAAAAAAGCAUCACUUUGUGUUGAAGUAAAUGAGUCUGGCUUUAAAUGGACGAUGCCAUCGACUGAAAUGUGCAUGCUGUUGCAAGCUGUGAGAUGCCCAAACAUCCAUGAAA
This is a messenger RNA of Strongylocentrotus purpuratus (purple sea urchin), 1801 nucleotides long. RefSeq names its product delta-1-pyrroline-5-carboxylate dehydrogenase, mitochondrial. The record is from RefSeq and is a predicted model, not a curated record. Lineage: Eukaryota; Metazoa; Echinodermata; Echinoidea; Camarodonta; Strongylocentrotidae. Gene Ontology annotation, cellular component: mitochondrial matrix. The transcript has 13 exons. The coding region runs from base 248 to 1645 and encodes 465 amino acids. Gene Ontology annotation, molecular function: L-glutamate gamma-semialdehyde dehydrogenase (NAD+) activity.